GGCGGUCCGGCGCGGCUCCAACCAUUGGUGCAUUUGCGACGUUAUACUCCCGCUUUCACGUGGUAGUUGGGUGUCUUUAUCCCACGUCGUCGAAGGACCAUGGACCAUGCGCUGGCCGCGUGGGCCGCAGGACUCGGCGACGUUCGCGACGUCGUCCGAGCUUCCACAGUCUCGACGGUCUGGCACCGGUCGCUGACGGCCCAAGCGCCGUUCCAAGCGCGCUUUCGCCGUGAGUUUGGUCCCGAGUACGCGCUCCUCUGCGCCGAGCACGAGGCCAUUGCGCUUGUUCAAGACUGGCGAACUCUGUACAUCCAGCGAUCUCUGGGUUUUGCGACUGGGUUUCGCCUUGGCAUGGACCUGCUGCCAGCGCCAACGGACCCGACGGACCUCGCACGGCGCAAGGCCGAAGCAAGUUUGCUUCGCUGGAUUUACGUGACAGAGCAGGCCGAAGUCCUUCUCUCCCGACCGAUAGUCGGCGACGUCGUCGAGCGCCUCCCGCUGCAAGAAGCCUUGCAUUGGCAGCACUGUCUCUCGCACGCCAAGCCGCUUUACGACCAACUGUUGCACCCGGCGAUUCCGGCGGCCUGUGACGUCCUCGGCGACGCCGACUACGCGUUCAAGAUGGACGAGCAGGCGGCUUGCGUCAAGAAGCUGUACAACCAAGCCGUGUGGAAUGCCAAGUACUUCAAGGUGCUCGAGAAGCCGUUCCGGGAUCUCCUGACGAGCGACGUCAAGCAGAUCGGUACGAUCGUCCCCGCGAUCAUCAAGACGCUCAAGAUGAUGUGGUCCUCGAGCAAGUACUACAAGGACAGCGCCAAGAUGGGCUGUCUCUUGGGCCGCAUUGCGCUCGCUCUCUGCGCCCGCGUAAGCGCGACGGUCGAGAUCGACCACCUUCUCUGUGGCAACGACUUUGACGCGACCAUCUCGCUUGUCGAGAGCGCGGGCAUGAUGCUCGAGCGCUGGCACGACGUGUACACGGAGAACGACCACGGGUUCUGGGGCCCCUUUGACAGGACAGAGCUCUUUGGCCGCGUCGACGACGUCGCGCAGUGGUGCUCGGAGGUGCGGAGCGUGCUCAUGAUCCUCCGCCAGAUCAAGCUCGAGAUGAUUGAGCGCGUCCAGGAGCGUGGGCAGCCCAACGAGGUCGAGACGUUUGAGGCGAUGCUCGCCGCCAUGGACGCAGGGCUCUUCACGCACUGGGCCACGGUCGUCUUGUUCGAUUCGGGAAGCCGUGGCCCGUGGCUACACGGCGUCGCCUUCCUCCGCAGCACGUCCAACGCGCUCCUCUCGUUCGCCCACAAGCUCGGCGAGUAAUUGCGUUAUACUAACACCAAGGAUGCAAGCAGUCGCAUUCCAAGACCUUAUUUAGCGUCGGAAAAUGAUACACGGUCGGCGCUUCGCCACGUCGUACGGACAUAAGCUUACAAGAAAUAGU
Messenger RNA from Saprolegnia diclina VS20, 1435 nucleotides. RefSeq lists its product as hypothetical. Lineage: Eukaryota; Oomycota; Saprolegniomycetes; Saprolegniales; Saprolegniaceae. The transcript is spliced from 9 exons. The coding region runs from base 100 to 1314 and encodes 404 amino acids. The record is from RefSeq and is a predicted model, not a curated record.